UGCGCCACUGGAAUAUUCGAGUACCAGACACGAGCUGAGAGCUACUGCUGAUGUUACGGUAGUGUCCUCACCGGAGCGCUGCAGAGAGACUCGACAGAGAGACUCGACAGCGCAAGUGUGUUCAGGUUUGCAGCCAGAGGAGAAACAAGACGUUCGUUUGGACCUAUUUUAAAUGUAUUUAGCUGACGUUAGUAGUUAUAAUAUCCUUUGCUUGUUUGACUAAGGGUUUUGCAUGCUUUUGUAGUUAGUACAUAUUUUGCGAUUCGGUUGCUGCAGUCUCCAUCAGCGUCUUACUCAGCAUUUACGCGCACGCUGUAAUACUCUUAACUCGUUACAUAAGGCUUUAGAGUUAAACGUGGACAUCGCCGUGUCUUUGGGUCGCCAAACACCACCACUGAAAUCAAGCCGUUAAUUAUUUUGUAAGUCAGACAUAGCUGGUGUUCAUGCCCGAUCUGCAGCGCUUCAGUUUUCCGCUCCGUAGCAUGAAUUCUCCUCUCCAUCAGCAUCAUCAGCAGCAGCACCAACAGCACCAGAAUCCAGAAGGCCCCGGUCAUCCCGAUUCUCCAUCCGGUUUGCUCCCCGAGGCUGCUGUCCUCGGAGUUCCUGAUCCAUCCUCGUUUUUCCUCGGAGAACAUCCUGGAACACAAACCGCAUUUGACCUUACAGCAUCCUCUUAUCUGCACUUCAGUCCAUCGCUCCACUGGUCCCAACCUCCUCCACCUACAGCCAUGGCACUGAGGAACGACCUGGGAUCCAAUAUAAGCGUCCUGAAGACCCUCAAUCUGCGGUUCCGAUGCUUUCUGGCUAAAGUGCAUGAACUGGAGAGACGCAAUAAGAUACUGGAGUUACAGCUUCAGCAGGCUUUAGACAGCAAUAAUACGGGUGGAUGCACGGAGAACAGAAACACCAAAGAGAUUGGUGUGCAGACUGGGUUAAUUGGGCCUCUCGCUGUCCGGCCUGGGUCUUUGUCCUUUCAAAACACCAAUAACUCUGCUAAACGACCCACUACAUUGUUAAUGCCUUCUCUUACGACCGUCCUCAAGCUUGAGCCAAAUAAAGCUGACGGUGAGAGCACAACUGACCCAAACACUAAUAGAAACCCAGCCAUCACGGUAAGUCUUGCAACACCCACCACCGAACCCGCCUCGGCCAACACCAACAACUCCAAUAAUGCUCUGCAUGUGAGCAGCGUUGGCACCGGGACGUCUCCCAACCUUCCACCUCGCUUCCUGCCGGGAACUAUCUGGUCCUACAAUCAGACCCGUAAACUGGGAAGCGGUUCAGAGACUCGGGUCACCAGUCCUGGAGUGUCAUGGGUCCACCCGGAUGGCGUGGGUGUCCAGAUAGACACCAUCACCCCAGAGAUCAGAGCACUUUACAACGUCCUGGCCAAAAUCAAAAGGGAGCGGGAUGAGUAUAAGCGAAGAUGGGAAGAGGAAUACACCAUGAGAAUGGACAUGGAACAGAGAAUGAAUGAUCUACAGGAGGACCUACAGGAGAGUGAGGUGUGUCAGGAUGAGCUGGCCCUCAAGGUGCAACAGCUGAAAGCUGAACUUGUGCUCUUUAAAGGACUCAUGAGUAAUAACCUGUCAGAGCUGGACAGUAAGAUCCAGGAGAAGGCCAUGAAAGUGGACAUGGACAUCUGCAGACGCAUUGACAUCACGGCUCGCCUGUGUGAUGUUGCACAACAAAGAAACUUUGAAGAUCCAAUCAAGAUCUUUAAGGUUCCCAGCCCUCAGAACGCCAUCACCUCUCGUGCCCGUAAACAAGCCUCACAACCUGCUAAUGGCAGCGAGACAGAUGAGCCGGUCAGCACGUCUGAGAGCAAUGGAGGUGGUGCUCGAGAGGAUGAAGUGUGCACCCCUUCAACUCUCCAGAUCAAUGAAGAGAUGCAGAGAAUGUUGACCCAACUGCGUGAGUGUGAGUUUGAGGAUGACUGUGACUCUCUGGCUUGGGAAGAGACAGAGGAAACACUCCUUCUGUGGGAGGAUUUCCCAGGAUGCACUUUAACAGCAGACACCAGUCAGGGGGAGGAGGAGUGCUUGGAAAAGGUGAUUAAGGACACUGAAUGUCUUUUUAAGUCCAGGGAGAAGGAAUAUCAGGAGACUAUAGACCAGAUAGAGAUGGAACUGGCCACAGCAAAGUCAGACAUGAACCGUCAUCUUCAUGAGUACAUGGAGAUGUGCAGUAUGAAGAGAGGACUGGAUGUGCAGAUGGAAACCUGCAGGAGACUCAUCACUCAGAGUGGAAACAAUAAAUCCACUUCUUCUAUACCUGGAGGUGGUACAGAUGCAAACGGAGAAACAGAGAGGGAUAAAACCGAGGGAGGAGGAAGAUAAUGAUGCCAUCAUUGUUUGUAGGAAGAAGAAAAAGUGCCCCUCAUCUCUUCAUGGCUGCCUUCAUCAGCACUUCUCAUGUUUUUCGCAGUCUAUCCAGUCACUGCCUCUAGUGGCAGUAAAUGGAAUUACAAUGUAUGUGCUCAGUGCCCAAAAGUGAACAAAUACUGUUACAUUUUUCCCCUAUGGUUGUGCAGAGCAGCUUUACUGUUUUCACACCUACAUAAUCUUAAAAGACGAGAGUCCUGACAACAUUCAUUGAGCCAAUCCACCGGCAGGUAUCGAUCAUGUUUUCCGAUCCGAUGGCCAAAUGUCUGAGUCAUCGUAUUUUCAGAAUUGAAUAGAGAAUAGGUAGAGAAUCACUGACAGUGUUUUCGCAAAGUUUCCAUUUCCUAGAGACUCCAAGGGGACAUUUGCUCUCUUAUAGUUGCCGCAUGUACCAUUACGUGCCGAUGUAAGCCGUGGGUCAGUAGGUGUGUUGUGCUUCCUGUCUGAGCUGUUGUAAAUACUAUGCUGUUAAUGCUAAUGAAGCAUUGAGGUAAAUGUAGCCUGCACAUCCCCCAUCUUUGUGCUCAAAUUCACACAAAACAUAUGACAUUUCAUUCUAACGGUAUGUGCUUGGUAGUCUCGGUUGUAUUUGUGCUUAGAAUAAUGAACGCUUUGACUUCCUCUUUUGCGGGUGGAAAACAUGAGUGAUGGGUGAGGUCAGAUGAGUGAGAUUUGAGGAUGUUAUGGCUCAGAGUAGAUGUCAGAGCGUUAACUUCUGUUAUUUCCUUUUUACUUCUCCCCUCCUUUUGCUUCUUUGAGAUCAGCGAUAUUGAGUCUAUAUUUCAUUUCAGAAAAGUGAAUUUCAUGAAAAUGCUGUAUAUGUAAUAAGUUCACCUUUGGCAUUGUUCUGUUUCGUAGACCUUGCUGGUGCCAAUGAUGGCUGAGAUCGAUGCACAAAUCUGUUUGUUUGUCUGACCAGUUGGUUUCAUUGGGAUCAGUCUUGUAGUCCAGACUAAGGUGACAUGAGUGAAGUCCUUUAGAGAAAAUGGUGUUACAAUAGAUAGGUCUACCAGUGGACCUUUAGAAAGUGAGAUCCUGAUAGGUUAAACCUACCAGUCAAGACAUGUUUGACAAACGUAUGAUCUUAUGGAAAUCAUUUUCUGCCUCAAGAGUUUAAAAAAGAUCAUUGUGAUUGUUUCUUGUAAU
Molecule: messenger RNA, 3530 nt
Organism: Carassius carassius (crucian carp)
Lineage: Eukaryota; Metazoa; Chordata; Actinopteri; Cypriniformes; Cyprinidae
Gene: iffo1b
Product: intermediate filament family orphan 1b
Exons: 9
Coding region: 444-2339 (631 amino acids)
Source: RefSeq, a predicted model, not a curated record